Molecule: messenger RNA, 1005 nt
Organism: Solea senegalensis (Senegalese sole)
Lineage: Eukaryota; Metazoa; Chordata; Actinopteri; Pleuronectiformes; Soleidae
Gene: cox11
Product: cytochrome c oxidase assembly protein COX11, mitochondrial
Exons: 5
Coding region: 152-934 (260 amino acids)
Cellular component (GO): mitochondrial inner membrane
Molecular function (GO): copper ion binding
Source: RefSeq, a predicted model, not a curated record
GGGGAAGCAUUUGUGCGUUGCACCGGUGUUACGUACGUUUCUGUAAAACAUGUCGUGUGUUUUGUUGUAAUCCGGCGUUAGAAGCAGAAUUUCUCCGUUUUCUCAGAGUGAGUGUUUCCGCCUCAGACAAGGACUGACCUCAGGACUGGUCAUGCUGCUGCCUCUCCUGCUCCGUCCCCCCGUCCGUUACCCUCACACCUCUGCACUGCUGGUACAGUGUGUGCGGACGCAGCGGUGCAAGACGGGGACGGUGCUGUGUUCUCAGACUGAACACUUCCUGCGGCUGAGGAUUCCUCUGAGCCCCCAGAGCAGAGGGAACAAGAACCAGAGCAGGAGGUCAAAGGGUCAGGAAGAGGACUGGAAGACCAGGAACAAGACGGUGCUGACAUACAUCGCUGCGGCCGGCGUGGGGAUGAUCGGCCUGUCGUAUGCCGCCGUGCCACUCUACAGACUCUACUGCCAGGCAGCAGGGCUCGGUGGUACGGCGGUGGCUGGCCACGACACAGACAUGGUGGAGACGAUGAAGCCGGUGAAAGAACGCGUCCUGAAGAUCACCUUCAACGCUGACACGCACGCCAGCAUGCAGUGGAACUUCAGGCCACAGCAGAGCGAGAUCUAUGUAGUUCCAGGUGAGACGGCGUUGGCGUUUUACCGAGCGAAAAACCCGACGGACAAACCCAUCAUCGGGAUCUCCACCUACAACGUGGUCCCCUUUGAGGCGGGACAAUAUUUCAACAAGAUCCAGUGCUUCUGCUUCGAGGAGCAGCGUCUGAACCCUCACGAGGAGGUUGACAUGCCCGUCUUCUUCUACAUCGACCCCGAGUUCCACGAGGACCCCAGGAUGGCACGGGUCAGCACCAUCACACUGUCCUACACCUUCUUUGAGGCCAAGGAGGGUCAGACGCUGCCGCUGCCUGGAUACAGCUACAACUAAGACUGAGCCUGGACCUGAGCCAGGACUUGAACACAUUUGACCACAAAAAUCCUGGAAGAGGGAAACAAUCA